CUUCAUCUCUUCUCGCAAUUCACUCACUAAAAAAACCUCUGUGAAAUCCGGUGUGGCGGAAUCGCCGCCGCCGCAGCUGCAGUAGCUUCGUCCUUGCAUAAUUAAUCUAGCAUUCUAAUUCCCAAGCUUGAUUAUUAGUAUUGACUCCUCAAUACUAAUAAUCAAUCCUCCGCGCCUCAUUUUUCUUCUUCGCAAGAUUUCUCCUCCUCCAACUUCUUCUCUACGUCAUCAUAUGAUUAGGGUAGGGAAGGAGAGAAUGGAAAUUUUGGCUUUUAGGCAGAGAAAGAGAUAUGGAUGUGAGCUUUGUGUAGGAAGGUUUGUUAUGGAUAUUUUUGAUGAAUCAGGCUCAGCUUUGCUCUGUUUACUAAUGCUAUAGCCCUCGGGUAGUCUCCCUUGGCUUAUCCAACACAAACUCUAUAUAUCUUUAAUGACUCUGAGGAAAACUCCUCUUCCUCGGCUUGUCCUUGACAAUGUCUCUUGCAUGAGAAAUGCACAACAGAUUCUCCGCCAUGUCAAUGCAACUGUUCACGAUGGAUCAGCUCUCGUUCUAUCCGGUACCAAUGGCUCAGGAAAAACUACUUUGCUGCGCAUGUUAGCUGGCUUCAACAAACCAACUGCUGGGCAGGUGCUGUGGAAUGGCCACGACAUCACUAAAUCGGGUGUUUUCCAUCAGUACAAGCUUCAGCUGAACUGGCUCGCACUCAAAGAUGGCAUCAAGGAUAAAUUCACAGUCCUGGAUAAUGUUUUAUGGUUCGAGCUUCUCGAAGGAAAGGAAGGGAAUUCACUGCCUGCCCUAGAGCUUAUGGGGCUGGGGAAGCUAGUUAAUGAGAAAGCAAGAAUGCUGUCCAUGGGGCAGCGGAAAAGGCUGCAACUUGCGAGGGUACUAGCUAUGGACAGGCCAAUAUGGUUGCUUGAUGAACCUUCAGUCGCGCUGGAUGCUGAAGGCGUGAAGUUGCUCGAGUAUAUCAUCCACGAACAUAGGAAGAAAGGGGGGAUUGUCAUUUGCGCCACGCAUCUUCCUAUUGCAAUGGAGGAUCCCAUGGUUUUGAGGUUGCCACCAAGGUUCCCCAGAAGGAUGACUUUGGUCGACAUGCUUGAUCGCGGUGGACCUGACUGAAACUUGCAAGCUCAUAAACCUGUAGCUGUGCUCGUGAUAAACUCACGUUCGUGUGCAAUAACCUCGGAAUUACGUAGGAUUGAUAAACAUUACUUGGAUAACCAGGUGAGUGAGAUUUAAACAUAUGACAUUUAGCCUCAGCUGUAGUUUAGGUUGUUUCAAAGUGAUUGAAUCAUAAGUCAUUCUUUGACCUAAGUUGUAUGUGGCAUUUGUACAUGAGAUUUAUUUGAGAUAAACUACUCAUAUUUACAAAUAGGCCAUCCCUAAUUGUUUACCUUCAAAUUUCACCUAGUUUGUAGAUUUGGAAAAGUGUGGUCUGUUUAAACUUUAAUCACUACAGUCAUUUUGCCUCUUGCAA
This is a messenger RNA of Salvia hispanica, 1475 nucleotides long. NCBI's taxonomy places the organism in Eukaryota, Viridiplantae, Streptophyta, Magnoliopsida, Lamiales, Lamiaceae. The record is from RefSeq and is a predicted model, not a curated record.